UAUUAAUCACUUUUGUAGUUUUGUUCCAUCUCCCAUUUUCUUUGAAGCCUUUUCCCCUCUUAUCUCUGCUUUUCUUUCUCUCUUCUUUCUCCCUCGCUCGCUCGCUCGCUCCCCUGCACCUGCAACAACCUCUCUCUCUCUCUCUCUCCGCUCGCGUUUUUCUUCUUCCGUUCUGGUAUGGAUAGUGCUGCAGGUCAAAUUCUCUACCCUUUGCACCAUUGCAAAACUGUUCACCUGGUUAGGCAUGCCCAAGGGGUUCACAAUGUUGAAGGAGAGAAGAACCACGAUGCAUACUUAUCUAAUGAUCUUUUUGACGCACACCUAACCCCUCUCGGAUGGAAUCAGGUUGAUAAUCUGCGAAAGCAUGUGAAGGGACAUGGACUAUCCAGGAGUGUUGAACUUGUAGUGGUUUCCCCAUUGUUAAGGACCAUGCAAACAGCAGUUGGAGUCUUUGGUGGUGAAAUAUACAGUGAUGGAAUUAAUGAACCUCCUCUGAUGAUAGAAAGUGUGGGGAGUAGUGACCAUCCUGCAGUUUCUAGUUUGAACUGUCCACCAUUUAUAGCAAAAGAGCUUUGCCGAGAGCAAAUGGGACUUCAUCCUUGUGACAAGAGAAGAUCCAUCAGCGAGUACCGGAAUAUGUUUCCAGCAAUUGAUUUUUCACUGGUUGAAACUGAUGAGGACACUUUGUGGACACCUGAAAGAGAGAAGAAAGAAGACGUUGCUGCUAGGGGAUUGAAGUUUUUGGAAUGGUUGUCGACGCGUAAAGAGAAGGAGAUAGCGGUUGUUACCCACAGCAGUUUUCUGUUUAAUACCCUCAGUGCUUUUGGAAAUGACUGUCAUCCAAAUAUUAAGAGUGAAAUAUGCAAACACUUUGCUAAUUGUGAGCUUCGUUCAAUGGUGAUCAUUGAUAGAGGUGUGAUUGGAUCAAAUGAAUCAACUACAAACUAUCCAGGAAAGAUUCCUCGUGGCCCUGAUCUUCCCAGUGAAUCUGCUGACUAGAAUCAUUCAAAGUAAAAGGCAUGCCAAAGAGUAGUUCCACUUCAUAACUGGUCUUCUGUUAUAGUCAUGGAAUAUUCUUUUGUAGAAUAAGAAUGUAACUUGCCAAAGAGUAGUUCCACUUCAUAACUGGUCUUCUGUUAUAGUCAUGGAAUAUUCUUUUGUAGAAUAAGAAUGUAAUGAUUUCUUAAUUUGCUGGCAAAGGUUCAAAUCUUUUGUUUGGAACAAA
Messenger RNA from Lotus japonicus, 1225 nucleotides. Its product is annotated as phosphoglycerate mutase-like protein 1. Gene Ontology annotation, cellular component: cytoplasm. Lineage: Eukaryota; Viridiplantae; Streptophyta; Magnoliopsida; Fabales; Fabaceae. The record is from RefSeq and is a predicted model, not a curated record. The transcript is spliced from 10 exons. The coding region runs from base 178 to 999 and encodes 273 amino acids. Gene Ontology annotation, molecular function: phosphatase activity.